This is a messenger RNA of Sinocyclocheilus rhinocerous, 255 nucleotides long. Its product is annotated as centrosomal protein of 19 kDa-like. Gene Ontology annotation, cellular component: centrosome; spindle pole; centriole. The annotation marks the transcript as partial. The transcript has a single exon. Gene Ontology annotation, biological process: microtubule anchoring at centrosome; trans-Golgi to periciliary membrane compartment transport. The record is from RefSeq and is a predicted model, not a curated record. Lineage: Eukaryota; Metazoa; Chordata; Actinopteri; Cypriniformes; Cyprinidae.
CUUUAUCUGGAGUCGGUCUCUUUGGCUCAGCUGGAAAGGCUUCAUCUCAUCCUCCGUGAUCAUCUGAAGGGUCUCAGUCUGGAGGAGAGUCUCGCCGCCGCCGAGGACCUGAAUAAACUGAGCGAUGAAGAGCUGAACCGCAGGAAGGCCCAGAUGGACCAGCUGUUCGAGCGCAACCGCAAACACAAAGAGGAUCCGGACUUUGUGUAUGAUCUAGUUUCCAGAGAACAGCGUGCCAGAGACGUGCAGCUGGGA